CAAAGAAAUAAAGUUAACAUUCUGUCUGAGAGGACGGGACGGAGAGAGUAUAUUUUAAGAGUUGAGGGGGUAAUAAGGUCAUUUGGUAGCACUGCAGAUAGGAUAGGCUUGCUAUAGAAACACACACACAACACCAAGAAAACCUCUUCACUGUCCAACAAUGGCAACCCUUUCCCUGUGUUCAACAUCAUCACCCUCAACAACACUAGCCAAGAAUCCAACUUUUUCCAACACCCUUUGUGCUCCUAAAGCAAAUUCCAGUGUUGCUUUUCUCUCUCAUUCACUUUCUUCUCUCACUCUUAGUUUCUCGAAACCCCAUUCUUUAUCCUCUUUUGUACCAAAAUUCUCACAAUCUGAAGCUGUAUCUGAAACACAAGAGACUGCUGAAGCUGAAGCUGAACCAGAAGAGCCUACUGCUGAAGCCCCAGUUGUGGAAGACACGAGUUUGGAAAAACGGGAAGAAGUGUUUGCUGUUGUUAUGAUUGGUUCUCGGCAAUAUAUUGUCUUUCCUGGGCGGUAUAUCUACACUCAGAGGCUUAAAGGUGCAAAUGUCAACGACAAAAUUAUCCUAAACAAGGUGUUACUAGUGGGAUCAAAAACAAGUACUUGGAUUGGAGAACCAGUGGUGCCAAAUGCAGCAGUCCACGCUGUUGUUGAAGAGCAGACAAAAGAUAAGAAGGUUAUCGUCUUCAAGUAUAAGAAGAAAAAGAAUUACAGAAGGAACAUUGGUCACAGACAGCCAAUUACUCGGAUAAGAAUAAUGGGCAUUACUGGUUACCAAGAUUCACCGGCAGUUACUCUUGAAGAUCUAGAAGCAGCCAAGUGACUUUUAGAGUCAAAAUUACAUCCAAAUUACUGUUUCCCCAACAGUUGCUUAUAGUGCCUCAGGAUUAUUGAUUGUAGUUCUGUACAGACUGGGAAAUCAAUGGCCCCGAAAUGAGUUCUUGAAGGCAUGUUGAACUUGGUCUUCUGUUAUAAUUUUGUUCUUAGCAUGUAUUAUUUGGUUGGGCAUUGUACUUGAGUUUUGAAUGUUGAAGAGAUCUCUUUUUUAUUGAGUUCUUCCAAUUAUUCUUCGCA
Capsicum annuum is the source of this 1077-nucleotide messenger RNA. RefSeq names its product 50S ribosomal protein L21, chloroplastic. Gene Ontology annotation, cellular component: ribosome. The transcript is spliced from 5 exons. Gene Ontology annotation, molecular function: RNA binding; structural constituent of ribosome. Lineage: Eukaryota; Viridiplantae; Streptophyta; Magnoliopsida; Solanales; Solanaceae. The record is from RefSeq and is a predicted model, not a curated record. Bases 161 to 826 code for a protein of 221 amino acids. Gene Ontology annotation, biological process: translation.